GUCCGCAACCGACGCGUAUGUACACAGUUAUUUGUAAAUAUUUUCCUACGUCACGUGCGUUAUAUUAUUAUUGUUAUUAAAGCGAGCGGACGACGACGACGAUAUAUUAUUAUUAUAAUUUGUCGUGUCCGCGAAAUAAUAUGCGAGUUCGUCGGGUUUGUCCUCCCGCGCGGACGCUGUCGCGACAAUAUCCGCACUGUACCGUUUACCCUGCGAACUGUCGGUCAACUGAAAUCGCGGUCGUCAUAUCGAAAACGCGUGGUAUGUUCGGUAUACUGAUCUUGUACUUGUCGACGGCGGCGUUUCUGUUUGGCCACUAUGGUUGUAACGGUCAGACAACUACUGAUGUUGGCUCUCUGACGUCCCAAAUCGGUGGUUACGCGGUAUUCAAAUGUCCGGCAGUACCACAACCACGGUUCGACCACGACGGCGGUCUUCGCCGUCUUGUGGCUGUACGCUGGACAAAAGACGGGCAGACGGUAUUUACGUGUUCAGAGGGUACGUUAACCACCGACGAGCGAUACGACGGACGAACUGCCGUGGUAGAACCCCCCAAUUUUAGUGAUGUUGUCUCCAUUGCUAUUAACGUUUCCAGUCUUCGCGAAUCAGACACAGGUGACUACGAGUGCCAUGUAACUUACAGUGGUGAUGCAGGUCCGCUGCAGCAUUCAUCGUCACAGCCACCUUUACCCACACUAGCAUCACCCCAGUCGAGCACAGAUUCAACGUUGAAUACUGUCGACAACGACAUGGGUGGUACAGCAGGUGUACGGUUCAGGCUUGAUGUUGAAGGUGGAGACGUAUUGAGUAUACCACCGAUCAACCAAACCCGAAUGGAACACGAGUCCGUUCAUUUCAGUUGCGUCAAAGAAGAUCCCGAGUUCGUAGUCCAAUGGUAUAAAGACGGCGUGCCGCUAGACGAUUUACCAUUUUUGAAUGGUAGAUUUCUCGUAACUCCAGAAGGUUCCUUAGACAUCUAUGAUGCAGCAUUAAAUGAUAACGGUUUCUAUUCGUGCCGCAUAGUAUCGGAAAAGGGAACAUUGACUGCCGGUGCUUUUCUCAAUGUUCAGUACAAAGCGAAAGUUGUGUAUUCACCUGCUGAAGUUUUUCUUGCUUACGGGAAGCCUGGUACUUUGGAUUGUCACUUCCAUUCUAACCCGCCACUGACAAAAAUAAGAUGGGAAAAAGACGGGUUUUUGUUUGAUACAUACAACGUGCCCGGAGUUUACCACAGGCUAAACGGGUCUCUUUACUUUGAUCGGGUAGAAAAAGAACACGGUGGCAAAUACACGUGCACGCCAUUCAACGAUUUGGGAACCGAAGGGCCGUCUACGCCAAUGGACGUUAUAGUCCAGCACCCACCGAAACUAAUUGUUGUACCGAAAGUGUUGUAUUUCCGUAAACUCGGCGAUAACAUCACAAUGCCAUGUGAAGCAGAAAAUUUCGACAAUAGAGGUCCGGCAAUUGUUUGGCAAAAGGCAGACGGUAAAAGUUUAUUUUAUCCACGAGUAACAGUCACUGGAGGUAAUCUUACUUUAACUGGCGUGAGGAGUGAAGAUAGAGGCGUCUAUAGAUGUGUGGCGUCCAAUAUCGCAGCUACUAUAUCGGUGGAAACAGAAUUGAUAGUCGAAGAAAACUUAUUUCAUCGUAAACAUUUCGAUUUGCACGUUAAUUCAACUAACAAAAAUAUUGUGGCUUAUUGGAAACGACCCUAUUCAUUCUGCACAGUUUGGAGUAGAGACACGAGCUCAGCGUCGUCAAAUUGGAAUGCAACGGCUUCUUCCAGCGAUGGGAAAGCAAUCCUAUGGAAUUUAAAAACUGGUGGGGAAUACGAGAUAAUGGUAUCGUGUCGGGACGAAAUGAGCGGUGAAUCUAUGUUCAGCAGAUCCAUUCUGACAAGAUCGAAAGUAACCGUCAACCGGUCGACCGAAGAGUUGCACGAAAAGCCUCCGAGUCUUGUCGACGACAACCACCAGUUUGACAUUCGAGUCGAACGUUCUGGUAUUGGUUACAAUGUAUCGUGGACAAUGGAUAAGUCCAGCAUCGAACAUCGCAUUAAGCGGUACGUGGUAAAAUGGUACGACGCGCACGAUGGCUCAGAACUCGGGUCAGCGUCAACCGCAGCCAACAAAAGAUACAUAGUGAUAGAGCUAGCUAGUGGCAAGACCUACGGGAUUCUGGUCACGGCCACCUCAGCGGAUGGCCGACAGAUGUCCGUCGGCAGCCGUUCGUUCCAUUCCCCGGCGGCAGCGUUGGCAGCAACUUCCACAUCAUCGACAGCUUUUACAAAAUACUAUUACAUGGUGCUUUUCGGUCUGCUCAUUGCCGGUUUCGUCGUAUUGUGUUGCAAUUGCUGUGGCGGUAAGGGCAGAUGAUAUUGUAUGAACGACAAACAUUAGGUAUAUCGUAUAUGUAUCCACUGACAAAUAAUAUCCGUGGUAUAAGUAACGCCGAUUUCUACAAAUAUUUAUUACUCAUAUAUCUAAUAUUGUAUAUUAUGUGUUUAUGUGACAAUAUUUAAAAAAAAAAUUAUCACCCCAACCCAAAAACCUACGUUACCCACCCCUGUUAUAAGUAACGCUAUGUUUCCAUAUCGUCGAUAUAUUUUUAUUAUUACGUUUUACAAACCCACACGUCCAUCAGUAUAUUAAUUUACUAUUAAUAAUAUAAGUUAAUAAGUAAUCGACUGCAUGUGAAGUGUUUCAUAUUAUUAUAACGAUAAUUACAGAGUUCGGUAUAACUACCUAUUAUAAUAUAUUGUGCAUACUAAAUAUUUAUCGUCAUUAAUUAUUAUUAUUUAUUACUAUUAUUAUUUAUUAUUGUAAUUAAUACACUAUUGACACGUUUUCUGCUGUGCCUAAUCGAAGUCACAUUAUUAAUAUUAUUGAAGCUUUUUCAAAUUAUCAUAUAUACGUCAUCCACAGCAUAUAUCCACUAUCCAGGAUUUUAGUAUUGUAUUAUAUGAGCCAGCCUAAAUCACGAGAGGCCACCGUGUAUCAUCAUGAACCAAUAAAUAUAAAUAUAUGUAUAAUUAUCUACUUAAUUUCUUUCAUACUUUAAUACGUGACAAAAUGAAUAAUUUUACAUACUUAAAAAAAUUACAUAGAA
Rhopalosiphum maidis (corn leaf aphid) is the source of this 3108-nucleotide messenger RNA. Its product is annotated as protein borderless-like. The record is from RefSeq and is a predicted model, not a curated record. Gene Ontology annotation, cellular component: plasma membrane; axon. Gene Ontology annotation, biological process: axon guidance; homophilic cell-cell adhesion; dendrite self-avoidance. Gene Ontology annotation, molecular function: cell-cell adhesion mediator activity. Lineage: Eukaryota; Metazoa; Arthropoda; Insecta; Hemiptera; Aphididae. The transcript has 9 exons. The coding region runs from base 141 to 2375 and encodes 744 amino acids.